GGUACGUUCUAAAGAUCUUUCCGAAUUCGUUUGUUUACAGUCAUGGCCGAUGUUCAAACCAGCAACAGCCACUGGUGAUUUUGAGAACGUGAUAUAUAUGUAUAGAAAUGAAGAAAUUCAUUAAAACUAUCAGAAAGAAGACCCAGGGUAAAGGAAGUUACGAUCCCCAGGAGGCGGCGGCAACUGGGGGAGCUUCGGGAGGGGCAGAGACCGGUUAUGAAGUGCGCGAGAAGGAUCUCCCAAAACUCCACAAAGCAGCAUGGACGGGGGAUUUGUCAAAAGUUGUGCAACUCGUGAAGAAGGACACAAGCGCUCUUGACAAAGAAAACAGAACUGCAUUACAUCUCGCCUGUGCCAGAGGUCAUGCCGACAUUGUUAAAGUUCUCCUGGAGUGGCAUGCCAAGAGCAAUGUGGGCGACGGCGAAUCUAAAACCCCUCUCCUUAAGGCGGUGGAAUGUGGCCAUGACGACUGUGUGAAGUUAUUAAUAGAACACAACGCCCAGCUGGAUACUGUGGAUAGGAAAGGAAACUCCGCUGUACAUCUGGCUGUGCUUUACAACCAUCCCAGAAUUGUCAAAAUUCUCACGGAGAGAGGGGCCACGGUCAAUUUACGGAACAAGACUGAGGAGGGGUUAGCUCCCUUGCACAUGUCCAUACAACUGAAAAGGGAAGAAAUCACUAAGAUCUUGCUGAUAGCAAAAGCAAAUCCAGAUAUACAGGAUCUUCUAGGCAGAACUCCUCUAAUGCUGGCCUGCUACGAUGGUGCCAUUACACCCAUCAGAAUGCUGCUGCAGUUCAAUGCCAACACCAUCAUCAAGGACAAGAAAGGUUUCACGGCCGAGGACAUGGCCAACAUGACUGGACAGUAUGCAGCAGCCCAGCUUUUGAGUGACCAUGCCAUGAAGCUUCGAAGGUCUACAGGUGGUGGCAGCAUCGCAGGUAGUAUCACCCCUAGGGAGACCCCACGAGGAUCGAUGGGUGCAUCAAGUGCCUCCACCACCCCCAGAGACCCCUCCCUGACCAACAUGUUACCUGCAAAUAACAUCGACAAAGACGACUCAGAGGAGGAAACUACACAAAGCAGAAUCUCACACAGUCAGCAGGACGAUUCCUGGGCAGAUGACAGCAUCAGCCUCGGGCCGGACACCAAGAAAAAGAGAGUUAUGCAAAAUAUUCCUGAGGACGCUCCAAAGAUGAGCCUAGCUGCCAAGCUGCCCACAUUCCCGGACAGUGAGCCUGACGAUGACGACUUGGAGGAAGAUGAGCAGGAGGAUCAGAGAGUACCUCCUUCAAACAUCCUAGGUCGACAGCAGCAGGGUUCUGUCAAAUCUAACCAAUCACAUACCUCCAUCGAGGACAACAUUCCGUACGACAGUGGGGAGGAGGAGGAUGAGGAGGAGAGGGAACCAGCAAAGAAACGAAUGAUAUCAGUCAAUAGGGUUUCGUUCCGAGACGAGUCAGAAAUCCGGGAAAUCACUGACGACAAUGACACAACAGACGUCGAGGAGAGUGAAGAAUCGGGAUCAGGUCCCAAGAGACCCAAACUGGACGACCAACCACAGAAAUCUACCGCGGGUUACGUGCCGACUGGUGUGGCCAAUUUAUCACCGUCUUCCAGCAUUGACAGAGAGAAGCAGAGAGGCAUCUUGAGCAAGCAAAGCGAGAAAGACAGUCAGGGAGAAGCCUUUCUUGCUGAUCUUGGGAUAGACGAUGAAUGUGACAGCGGCCCAGAAAUCUCAGAUGUUUCAGACCCGCCUCUCCCUGCCACUCAACCACCAAAAAUCACCGGCCCAGAUAACGAGGAAAGCGAGUGGGAUUCCACCCAGGUCACCAUCACCCCCAGACCGGGGAUACUAAAAAACUGGGCACAGGCAAGUCAAGAGGAGGUGGAAAAGAACGCUAAGAAGACUAUCACACCCAGAUCUGAUGGGUCGGAGUGGGACAGUGAUCUGGAAGCUGAUUUGGAUCCGGACCGAGACAUUGGCGUGGAUAAUCGUGUGAAAGCAAGGUACGAGGUGACCCAUUUCUCGGACAAUGACGAUGGUCUGUCCGACUCAGAGGAAAGCGAGGUCGUGCCGAAACCGAAGCGAAUGGAAAUUCACGGGGACGGUAGUCUGAAGGAAGUGAAGAGGGACGGAAGUCUGCGGGGGAUCGGGGACUCUCCCAUAGCACUGGAUUACACCCCUAGUGACGAUUUUGAAAUGAACGUGUCCCCUCUGGAGCCUUUCCAGGAAGAAACGAACAAUGAUGUGAUGAAUUUCACCAUCGAGGACGAGUCGCCCCGGGUAGAUGUCAUGGACCCAGAGGAGAUUCCUGUCCAAAUCGAGACAGAGGAAAUUCCUGUCCAAAUUGAGACAGAGGAAAUUCCAGUUCAAAUCGAGACAGGGGAAAUUCCUGUCCAAAUCGAAGAAGUUCCAAACCAGAGGGAACCAUCGGGUCCUGAUAAGGAUGAGGAAGUGAGCGAUGACCCAGAAACUGACCUUGAGGUUGCCCAGGUGUUGGGUUCAAGGUCGGUGGAUAAAGACAAGGCAACGAUGAAACUCCAGCCCCAGGACUCGCCGCAGCAAGUGGCUUCUGACGAAGAGACAACUAGCCACUGGGAUUCUACAGAGGAUGGGGUGACCCCAAGAGUCCAAAAUAUGACCUACUUUACUGAGCAGAAAUCCAAGCAAGAAGAGAUGAAAGUCAUGGAAGACGUGGAGGAUGACAUAAAUGAUGAUCAACUUCCUGUGCAGACAGAUAUCCAGAAGAUGGAGCCACCUAUCCCCACUGUAGAGGAAAAGGAAGUGAAGCCAGUCCUGGGUAAUCAAGCUUCUAGUGCCCCACAGAGACAGGAAAAACCAACAGCAGAAGAGGAAGAUGAAGAUUCAGAAUGGGACUCAGAGAUCAGCGGUGAUGAUAUGAUGCCCUCAGAAUCAGCCCCUCCUGUCUAUGGUGUACCUCCACCACCACAAACCAUGGAGAGUUCCCAAAGGGGAGACCACUCUGUGUCUGAAGAAAUAGAGGAGGAGUCUGUCAGCGAAUGGGAGAUUGAAAGACAGCAGGAAAAGAAGCUGAAAGCUGAGCAGGAGAAAUUUAAGCAACAGAAUUCAGAGGAGGAAGAUCAGAAAAAGAGAUGGGAGGAAGAACAGCGACAAACCAUGGAGGAGGAACACAGGUUAGAGGAAAUCCAAAGAGAGGCCGAGUUGGCACGACAGGAGAUGUGGGAGGAGGAGGAGAGGCAAAGUCAAGAGAGGCUGAGGAGAGAGGCUGAGGAUGAACAGAUGAGAGAGAGGGACUUGGAGAUGGAAUUUGGUAUUCAGGAAGGUGACAUAAUGGAGGAACAGCCCCUGUCCCCUAAAUCUCUGUCCUCCCUGGACUCCUCAUCAGGGUCUCAGAAGAGGAGAGAGAUGAAAAAAGCCAACUUUCUUCUUGUGGAAGAUUUUAUGAAAUCGGAGGGGGUAAAGUCACCAGACACUCCACCCACUGUCAGACUCAACAUCAGUCCGUUUCAGUCAGAGACACCCAAACCUUCUCAGGAGAAGCAGGAAGUGGAGGAGGAUCCUGUUACUAAAAAUAGCACUGGGAAGCUGCAGGCCCCGCCCAUAGAGGAGGAGUUCACUGUCGUCAAAACUCAAACAAUGAAAGAGGAAGUGAAACCGGUGAAAACUGGUAGUCCUUCUCCAACAAUCAAAGAGGAAGUGAAACCGGAGAAAACUAGUAGCCCUCCCCUGAUUGAUUUAGGACCAGACUCGGUUAAUACCAGAUCAUCUGCUAAAGAUGGUGGACGAAUCGAGGUAUUCGUGGAGAAGGCACUACUGCCUGUACAGGACGAUGUCAUAGAAGCGACGACGAGUUUCAAUACCGCCUCACCCCAACCCUCGACCCAGAACAUUGUGACGGAACAGCUCCACAAUGGAUAUGACAAAGACACUGACAUUCAUGGUGGACAGAAGAGCCGUUCUGAUGGCCCCGCCUUCUCCCAUAACCACAAUAUAGGGGUCAGCUCCUUCCACGCCUCUCCCGCUGUCAAUCAUAAAAGGCACAGCUCACACAUCACUGCUGGCACCUCCCCUCCCAACAUGCACAGUGAUGGCAUGAGCGUGGACGACGAGGACUCUGUGGACUUUGAUUUUGAGAGACCUUCCGACAAUAUGGGGACCUACCUGCGAGGUCUUCCUGGGGGUAAUUAUGGACCCUAUAGGGGGCUAGACAUGCCGGAUGAUGAUGCCUUUUCCUAUACCUCAACAGAAAAUGGCGACAGCAUGAUCUACCAAACAAACACCCCGUACGGCAAGGACGUUCUGGCCAACAUGAACCUGUCAGAUCCUGCCACUGUGUUAAAACUGCAGGAACACAUGCACGAACAGAACAGAAGGCUGGACCAGGAGAGGAACACCAAAAUGACCAUGGAUAACAAGAUGAGGUCAAUGAACAAGGAGAGGAAUGAACUCAUCAAGAAGAUUGACAAUCUCAGCCAGGCGCGGUCCUCCCUGGAGCAAACAAAACUGGACAUGGAGCAGAAAAUCCGGAAUCUGGAAUACAAUCUCAGCGAGGAGGCGGAAAUGAAAAAGAAUGCUGAGACGCUGCUCGCCAAGACCAAGGAACAGCUGGCUCGCAAAGAGGAGCAAUUCACAAAUGAGCUGGAAGCAAAACAGAAGACAGAACUCCAGAUGCGAAACCUCCAACUGGAUCUAAGAACAGCAAACAACAGCAUCAAACAGUUGGAUGAUGAGAAGUCGGAUCUUCAGCGACAACUCCAGAACGAGAAGAGUGCUCGACAACUCCAGGAACAGUUUAACGAGGACCAGCAAAAGAUCCAGCAGGCUCUGCACUCGGAGCAGAUCAAGUCCGAAGCUCAGAAGGAUGUUGAACUAGCUGAUGAUGAAGAUUCAGAUGCAGAAAACAAAUUAGAGGUAGCUGACGAAGACAGGAAGUCAGCCAACGAAUUAUUGAGGAAGUUACGAGCCGAGAACACGGCCUUCAAGUUGGAGAUCGAGAAACAAAGGACUCGACACCGAGAUGAAGUCGGCAUGUUGUCAACGGAAACCGAAGAGUUACAGGGUAAGAUUGAGGAGCUGAAAAACGAGAUCCGUCUGAAUGAAGAGGCUUUGUCUCAUGCCACCAUCCAAUAUAACCUACAGACCAGCAACCUCAGGACAGAGAUCUCCGUCAUCAACUCCGUGCUGGAGAAGGAGAAGGCUUCCAAAGAUAAGCUAGAGGCCGAGUUGUCGUCUCUAAAGACACGGUACCAUUCCAGUUCUCUUGAGCUUGACAAAUCGGAGCAGGCCAGAAACGAAGCAGAAAGGCGACUACAACACGACAAGGAGGAAAUGUCCAGGCAGCUGGAAACCAAAGACAAAGAAGUGUCCAGUCUGAAGGACAAUAUACAGGGCCUGCUGCAUCGCAUUACAAACCUAGAGAAUAAACUCAACCUCACUGAGAAUGAGUUACACAAGACGGAGGCCUUACUGCUGGAGAAGAAUAACACACUUAACAAAGCCCAGAAGGACCUGGACUUCCUACAGAGCGCCCACAUCGCGUCCGAGGAGAAGUGUCACACGGAAAUGGAGCUGCAUAACAAAUUACAAACAAAGUUAGAUCAGCUACAGGAACGGCACACCUCCAUGCAGCAUGAGAACUUGUCGCUCACACAGCAGGUGGACAAUCUACAGAGGAGUAUCGCGGAGCUCGGCGGAGACAAAAGUGUGGAGUAUAAUAAAAUCAUCGCCAGCAUGCAGGCUGAUGCCGAAAAGAUGAAGACACACUGGGAGGAGAGGAACAUUCUUUUGUCCGAUCAGUGCUCCCGGCUGAAGGAAGAGAAUCGCAACAUCGAGACUCGUCGCUCUCAGCUCGAACAGGAAAACACUCGGCUGAAUAACGAGAUCGCCGACCACAUCCGCAAAAUCUCGGUGGUGGAGGCGAACCACCAGAAUCUGGAACAUACCAAACGAAGCAUGGAUGAAGAGAAGACCAGGUUACAAAUGGAAAUCGAGAAAUACCGGGAGAAGUGCAAUCACGAACGCGAGAAAUGUAUCGAGGCGCAGAGUAAAUACAACACCGUCCAGGAUCAGCUGAGGCGAAUCCAGGAGAGGGAGGAAACAAACACUCAAAAACUCCUCAACAGCUCCGCCAACAUGGAGGCGGUCAGUAAAUCCAAGUCAGAGCUGGAAGAGAGUUAUCAGAACCUGAAGCUGGAAAACGCGAAGCUGGAGGCCGAGGUCAAACAUGAACGACACCGUGUCGAGAUGUUAGAAAAGGACCUGAAUGAUUCGCAGAAGGUCCGCAACAGUCUAGAAGCAUUGUGUUCAAAUCUAAAGACCACCAACUCUCACCUGGAAGACAAACUAGGGCAUGCUGUCAUCACUGACUUAGGCUCAGAUGAAGAGAGCACAACUAAAUCACUCAUUGCACAGGAGGCGGAGGAGCACAAAGAUCUGUGGGAGAAAGAGGUGAUAUCUCGCUCUAAACUCGGUCUGAAGAUUUCUCAGUAUGAAAAACAGAAACAGGAUGCAUUUGUUCAGCUGGAAGAGGAGAGAAGAAAACACAGAAAAACUGUGGAGUCCAAGAGGACAGCCGAGAUGAAACUGGAGGCUGAGAUUGACAAGAAUACUCAGUUACAGAAGGAGGUGUCCAGUCUGAAAGCUUACCUGAAGGUGGCCAAGAAGAGAUUAAAGGAGCUUGAUGCAAAUUUCACUCUUGACAAUGGUGUUGAUUCCCACGACUCGAGAAUUAAUUCUUUAACCGCAGAGUUUGAUCGAGAGCGUUUGACCAUGGAAAGUUCCCUCUCAUCUGUCAGGCAGCAGCUACAGGAUUUACAGCUUCACUUGGAAAGAGAGGUCGGAGAGAAGGAGCGCCUGCAGGCCAAGAACCACAGGCUGCAGAGUGAGCUCGCCGAGCUGGAGCGGCUCAAAAAAGUGCUAAAAAAACUGGAGCUCUCUAAGGAUAAGCUGGAAAGUGAAUAUAGUGCUUAUAAGAACAAGGUGGAAUCCGGAUUUGUGGAGAAGGAAGACCUAGAGCGUGUCCGACGUGAAAUUGAGGCUCGGUACCGCAUGGAACUAAAUAGGAAACUGGAGGAUGUAAAUCAUUACCUGGAGGAGCAAGCUCGAGCCAGGGAUAAACUGGAUGUCUCUCGAGAUGAAACCGAGUACAGAAUCAGAGAUGAUCAAAAGAAAGUCCAGGAAGAGAACUCAUCCCUGCGGCUGAAAUACGAGCAAGCUCUAGCUGAGAAGGAGAGUCGUGAGAUGGAGGCCAAGCGGUUCCGUGAGCUGUACGAGAGCGAGAUGCAGUGGAGGAUGAGACUGAGUAACCAACUGAUGCAGACAUCAGACAAGGCCUUCACGUACAAGUCAAACUUAGAGAAACAGAAAAACAGAGCGCUGAACACGCUAGGAAACUUAACCUUCUCAGGAACACUGAACGGUCAGUUGCUGGACACCAGCCGAAUAUCGGGAACCACUGAUGACCUGUUUACCAACAAACUCAAGGCCGAGUUGGAUCGCAGCAUCAACAAGCAUUUAGAAGCAGCACCCCAUGACAAUGGAAAACCUGUGAUCCGCCUACAGAGUGAUACCAUGAACUCCUCAUAUGCCAAAUCUAAUGCAGACUACUUAGAAGUACUUCAGAGGAAAUACCUAGUCUAGCCCUCCUCCUAAAUCUUCCAUUUCCAUUUCAUCACAUCUGCAGUUUCAACAUUUUCUCUGGAGGAUGGAAUGACAGAAUAAUCACAUUAUAAAUCUCAUUUUGCCUACAUAUUCCUGAUUUUUUUCAAUGACAGAAAAAUCAAUUUCGUUUUCGUUGGAAUAUGUGUAAGAGCUUAUAUGCGCGUAUCAUUGUCAGAAAUGCAUGGUUGAUUUCGUCUUUUGCUCAUCAUUGAUGACCGUGAGGAGUAAAAGAGGCGAUCAGCCGUUGGUAUCCGGCGAUGAUACGCUUUCAUCUUUUGUGAUAUGCAAUAUUAUGGAUGUGCAUAAUUCAAAUCAAAACUGCAUUCAGUCACGUGACUUCACUGAUGCACAGACUUUUUUUCUGUACUGCAGUAUCUGUAGUACAUCCUGACUGGUGGUCAGUUUAACUUAGUAAUACUACUUAUUAGUACUGCAUGAAAUGUGACAAUGAGGGACUAUCUAUCGUCAUACACUUGUACUCACUGUUAUGCAAUACCGUUUUUGGGGUGUUUUUUUUUACCACAGAUUACUUUUUAAAUACACACAACUUCUGUGAUAUUAUUAAGUUUUAUAACUUCAUAAAAAAAAGAACAGCGUAUAAUCCAGUAGACAUAUACACAUAUCUACUAUAUAUAUACACAUAUCUAUUAUCUAUCCAUGUAUAUAUAUAUAUAUAUUCAUAAUGUAUUUUAAAACAUGAAUGUUUGAAUGGAUUCGAGCAAUAUUUAGACAGUUGUGAUAGAGACCGUAGAACAGGAAUCUAAAACUGGUGAUGAAUUUAAAUACUCAUUGUGGUGGCAUCUCUUGUACAAUGCCAACAGAGGUUAUUAAACACAGCAAAAUAAAGGUGACAGGAAGAUUAUCAAACAGCAAAAUAAAGGUGACAAGAAGAUUAAUAACGGUGAUUGGAAGAUUUUUCAGAUUCAGUUUUCAGGGCUUCUCUGCCAUCCUCAAAUUUUCUUCAGCGUCAAACUGAUGCCGGUUUUGGGUAAAUUUUGAAUUAUAAACCAAUCUAGUCAACAUGAAAAUGUAUGUGUGUAAAUAUUUCAGUUUGCACUGGUUGAAAUAUGCAAGCAUAACGGAUGCACCUGAUCUAGAAAUUCUAAUAGUUGGGAGAGAUAUUGCACGCUAUAUAUUACAGCAUAUUUAACUAAUUAGGCAGGUUUGUGUAUGAUUUUUUAAUUUAGUUCAGCUUUACUGGGUUUUAAUGCACGAUUGGUUCACGUCCGUCCUAUCAGUUAUAGAUGAAAUGGUGUUCAAUUUACCCGUCUUACCAGUCACGGAAAUCAUUCGGUUUCCACACGUGUAAAUUUUAUUUUUAUUAUAUCAUUUUAUAACUAUCGGUGUAUUGUCAUCUUGAAUUUUACAUUUUAUUAUAAAAGUGAUGAUAUUUUGAUAUAUAAAGAUUAUUUUAAAUGA
This is a messenger RNA of Ostrea edulis (European flat oyster), 9062 nucleotides long. Its product is annotated as ankyrin repeat domain-containing protein 26-like. The transcript has 54 exons. NCBI's taxonomy places the organism in Eukaryota, Metazoa, Mollusca, Bivalvia, Ostreida, Ostreidae. The record is from RefSeq and is a predicted model, not a curated record. The coding region runs from base 108 to 7622 and encodes 2504 amino acids. Gene Ontology annotation, molecular function: protein binding.